UACUGUAUACUAUACUCUACUCUCUACCUCUAGACUGUAGAGUAAAGUAAACUUCAAACUAUUUAAAAAUGAGAAUAAUUGUAUAGUGUGAUGAAAAUUGAAAAUUUUAAUACUUUCUGGAAUUCACUACCUUCAUUCUCAUUAUUUUAGAAAUUCUACACGCCUUAUUAUGUUAACAGAACGCUUGAUGGUUGGCGAAUUUACGCUGUUGCUAUUGAGAGCUUAGUCAUCAGUGAUUAAUAAAUUGCCUUAAGCUUGUCACAGCUGCUUAGGUAAUUCCGAGAAUUCUCUCAAGUUAUUAAAUAUAUCUAAAUAAAAUGAGUGAAAUCAUCAGUUUAUCUAAAACAAUUGGUAUUUGGAUAUCUGAAAAAAAAAGUCAUAAACUCAAUUGGAAUGAAUUAUUAAAUGUUUGCCGGCGACAUGGAUACAAUCUAAUAAAAUUAAAUUUGGAUCAGCCUAUUGAGGAACAAGGAAAUUUAGACGUUUUUCUACACAAAUUAACAGAUAUUAUAGCUGCAUCAGACCAAGGUGAUUCUAAAGCUUCUGGUAUUAUUGGAAGAGUGGAGCAAUACAUAUCAAAUCAUCCAAAUGUUACUAUUAUAGAUCCAUUAAACAAUGUGAGAAUUUUGUUAAAUAGAUAUACAUACUACUCAAUUAUACAAGAAGAGACCUCUCUACAAAAAAUUGGUGUUUUCACACCAGCAUUUGCUAAAUUCACAACAAACAACAUAGAACAAAAUAUCGAGAUUAUGAAGCAGAGAGGAGUAACAUUCCCAGUUAUAUGUAAACCAACUUUAGCACAUGGCUCAAAAUUAGCCCAUGAAAUGAUUUUGGUUUGCAAUCAAAGAGGGUUAAAUGUAUGCAAACCACCCUGUGUUGUGCAAAGUUUUGUUAAUCAUAGUGCUGUUUUGUAUAAGGUUUUUGUUGUUGGUAAUAGAUAUCAUAUAUGCCAGCGACCCAGUCUAAAAAAUUUUUACCCAUCAGAUGAUAUGGAACCUAUAUACUAUACUACUGGCGAAGUAAGUAAAGCAUGCAGUCAGUCAACACUUUCUAUUUUAGACCCAAAUGAAGCCCAAUCAGAAAAAGUCAUUGACGAGGAUAAAGUAAGAAUGAUUAUCAAAGUAUUGAGAAGCAGAAUUGGUUUAUUACUCUUAGGAUUUGACAUUGUUAUUGACAAUUGGACAGGUAAUCAUGCAUUAAUAGAUAUAAAUGUUUUUCCGAGUUAUGAUUCAUUUCCAAAUUAUUUUGAAAAUUUAUUAGAUUGUAUUGAAGAGAACGUUAAAAAUAUUGAAAAUAGUUUUAAUGGAUUGAUUAAUGUAGGUUCUAAUACUAUUAGUGGAGUGACAGGAAUGAAUAUUAAUUAAGAUUAGCUUACAUAAAGUAAUUGGCACAAAAUUUGAAAAAAAGGAAUGACCUGUAUAUUGGCACAUGUUUUAAUACAAAAAUAUAUUAUUUUAUUUAGACUAACGCAUUUUGUGCAUUUGUAAAUACAAAAAGUAUUAAUUUGUUAAUAUUAUAGGCACUUUUUACAUGCCAUUGUUUUCUGGUAUAAGUCAAAAUGUUUUUUUUAGUAUUGCUUUAAUUUGAUAUUUGCUAACCCAAUAAUCUGAGAAUUACUUUAUCUAUCUGAUAUAAAGUAAAUUAGAUUGAUUUAACAAUGUUAUGGUUGGUCGACUCAUUUUCCGCAGUUAGACUGUCACUGGGUCCGUUGAGCGUAAAGUCCUGGCUUACUAAACCAGCCUAGCUCCUUCCAGAAGCACAGAAGUCUCCUGGGUAGUUCGACGAUAAAUACAAAAUAUUAAUUUGUUUUGAAACAAAAAAUCUAUUUUUUAAUGCUAAUGAUACAUGAAGUUUCUCAAAAUAAGCUUUCAAAAGUCCAAGAGUAAGAUUAAAACCCUUAUUUCUUAAACCUAGUUUAGAAGACCUAUUUGACAGUGCUCAAAAAGAAAUUGUUACUUGAGAUACACAUUGGUAUACUAGAGCUUCUUGUUAGUAAAAAUGGAGUAACCACUGAACCCACAAAGAUUAAGUAUAUUACACUUUUAACUAACAUUUCGUGCAGUGCAAUUUAAGAGACUAAUAAGUAUAUGAGUUAAGGCUAUAAUAGGACUGGUUAAGUUUUCUGAUAUGACCAGCCAGAACAUAUGUGAUUAAAUGGUAAAAUAACACACCUAUUUAGAGAACUAAUUGGAAUUGAUAUAUAUAAACCAUUACAUGCGAUAUUUAACGGAAAUACAGCUUUGUAAAAGUUUAAUUGGCCAAAAACUAUUUAAGAUGUCAUAAUUCUAAAUAGCUAGUCGUUCACCUCGUUUUAUUUUGCGUUUACUAAGUAAUAUUAAUUUAGAUCUAAAAAAAUCAUACUCAUGAUUUUUUGAAUGAUUUAUACUUAUUUUGUUUUUAUUGGUAUUGAUUUUAUUGUUUUGUACAGUGAAAACGAGCCCCUGCAAUAUUUCAACAAUAAAUAUUUCUCUAUGGCUAGCUAAAGGCUAUAUCUAAUACAAGUCAUAACCAAUUGUGCAUUUCUCAGGCGGUCAUCCGUCGUCCUAAAUUGACAAAUGACAGUCUAAAUUUAAAGUCAGACAUACCAAAAGGAAGGAAAUAGUUUUAAGUUUAAAAUGAGACCUCUAGUUGGCAAUUGAGCUAAUUUAUGUUAAACGAUGUCGUUAAUUGGAAUUAUAAUAGUUAAACUAUGCCAUUCCAGCUAUUUAAUUUAUGAGACUGAAUUUUUAUUAUAAGAUAUAUUUAAGUGUAAUUUGUUUAUCUAUAUAACAAUGUAACUACAGCUCCUAUAUUAAAAUAUUUAAUACAAA
Molecule: messenger RNA, 2810 nt
Organism: Pieris napi
Lineage: Eukaryota; Metazoa; Arthropoda; Insecta; Lepidoptera; Pieridae
Product: inositol-tetrakisphosphate 1-kinase-like
Exons: 5
Coding region: 318-1364 (348 amino acids)
Biological process (GO): inositol trisphosphate metabolic process
Cellular component (GO): cytoplasm
Molecular function (GO): magnesium ion binding; ATP binding; inositol-3,4,5,6-tetrakisphosphate 1-kinase activity
Source: RefSeq, a predicted model, not a curated record